Molecule: messenger RNA, 1677 nt
Organism: Colletotrichum phormii
Lineage: Eukaryota; Fungi; Ascomycota; Sordariomycetes; Glomerellales; Glomerellaceae
Product: putative MFS monosaccharide transporter
Exons: 7
Coding region: 1-1563 (520 amino acids)
Biological process (GO): transmembrane transport; carbohydrate transport
Cellular component (GO): membrane
Molecular function (GO): carbohydrate:proton symporter activity
Source: RefSeq, a predicted model, not a curated record
AUGGAUCAACGUCACAGAUGGAUGGUGACGGCAAAGUUCGAGAAGCGAGCUCUUCUCAUCGCCGUCAAUGGCCUUGCCGGAAUGUCAAUUUUCUUCUUUGGAAUGAUGGGCGGCGUAAACAAUGCCAAACACUACAUCGAUCUUAUGAAAUUCGGAUAUGUCGACGCUGGUGGCACUCCAGUGGUGACCGACACUCUCCUUGAAGGCGGCAUCAUGUCCGUUUUCUAUCUCGGCACGCUCAUCGGCUGCAUGGUCGGAGGAUCCAUCGGCGAUCGAUUUGGCAGGAUCAAGACUAUUGCGAUUGGUGCUCUGUGGGGGAUCUUCGGCGCUUCUCUGCAGUGUACCGCCAUGAACUCGAACUGGAUGAUCUGCGCUCACCUUCUCAAUGGUAUUGGCACCGGCACCUUGAACGACAUCGUGCCGAUCUGGGCAUCGGAACUCGCAGACUAUACUUCUCGAGGUGCUUUCAUUGCCAUGGAGUUUACUUUGAACAUCUUUGGAGUUUCGGCUUUCCGAUGGCGCUUCCCUAUUGCCUUCCAGAUCAUUCCGCUGCUGUUCUUGCUCUUUGGAUGCUUCUUGUUCCCCGAAUCGCCUCGCUGGCUUUGCAAGGUUGGCCGAGACGACGAAUCUCUCUACAUCCUGCAACGACUCCGAGGCACUCAAGACGGUAUCGCCGAGGCCGAACUUGCGGACAUCAAGGAUGUGGUCCGGCUUGAACAGUCGGCUGAGGGACCCAAGUACCACCACAUGCUCUUUGGUCUUAAGUCAGAAAAGCUUCACACGGGUCGAAGAGUGCAAUUGGUUAUUUGGCUGCAAAUGAUUCAGUGCUGGACGGGCAUCGCCGCCAUCUUCCACAUUGCCGGUUUCGGUCCCUCCAAGGCCCUCUGGAUCUCGGGAUUGAACAACAUCUUCUACAUGUUCGCCACACUCAUCUGUGUCUUCACAAUCGACAGAAUAGGAAGACGUUGGACACUGUAUUGGGGCUCAGUGGCCCAAGCCAUUGCCAUGUUCCUCGUCGGUGGCCUAUCUCGUGGCGGUCUCAAUGCUAGAGCCGCUGGAAAUGACAAUGUUGCCAACUCCUGGGGAGCCGCAGCCGCUACAAUGGUCUUCCUAUACACGUUUGUGUUCGGCGCAACUUGGCUCACCGUGCCUUGGCUGUACCCGGCGGAGAUUUUCCCCUUGCAGGUCCGAGCGAGGGGCAAUGCCUGGGGUGUUGUUGGAUGGAGUAUUGGCAAUGGUACUUUGACAUUAGUUCUUCCAUACAUCAUUGGGGCCAUCAACGAAAGUGCAAUGUACAUCUUCGCUGCCAUCAACGUUAUCAGUAUCCCCAUUGUGUGGGCUUUGUACCCGGAGUCGAAUCAGCGAACCCUAGAGGAGAUUGACUUACUCUUCGCAACAGACUCGCCUUGGACCUGGGAUGCAAAAAAGAAGUUCAAAGAGCUCAAAGCCGAGCACGAAAGUCGUGUUGGUGCCGUUCGAGCAGCUGUUGAGGGUGACCUGGAGGGAAAGGGAGAGAACUCCAGCACCCAUGUGAAGAAGUCUUCUGGCUCGGAAAUUCAGUGAUUCAGGCAUCAUACUCUGCAGUCGAAAUCGUUCCAAUUCCAGCACGUCCAUACAUGGGGUGCCCUCCGUAGAAAGGCAAAAGGAAUAGUCUUGCAGGGGUGUUCGAAGGAUGGC